Messenger RNA from Nelumbo nucifera (sacred lotus), 2325 nucleotides. Lineage: Eukaryota; Viridiplantae; Streptophyta; Magnoliopsida; Proteales; Nelumbonaceae. The record is from RefSeq and is a predicted model, not a curated record.
AUGGGAGGCCACACUAAGGAUACCUGCUUCAAGUUGCAUGGAUAUCCUGAGUGGUAUAAAGAACUUAAGGAACAAAGGAACAAAAUGACAGGAGGAAGAAAUGUGGCUAAUAUGGCUGAUAAUCCUUUGGAUGCAAACAUGGAUCAAGCUGUUAGCAAGGCAACAUAUCAGAAUUUAUCUUUGGCAGAAAUGAUUCAGCUGGAGCUAUCAAAGAUGAUGAAGGGGAAGGCUAGGAUUGACAACAACCUUGUAAAUUUUGCACACAUUGGUGACUUAGAAGGUAACAAUCCUACUUGUGCUUUUCAUUUUGCUUUGCAUUCAUUUGAUAAUUUGGACUGUGGAACAUGGAUAGUGGACACGGGUGCAUCAAAUCACAUGUGCAUUGAUAACAAAUUAAUUCGUAAACCAAAACCAGUAACUCAAAUCACUCAAGUUUUCUUACCAAAUGGUUUUGUUAAACUUGUACACCAUAUAGGUGAUGUAUCCCUUACACCCAAAUUAACUUUGACUGAUGCCCUUUGUGUUCCUAGUUUCAAAUAUAACCUACUUUCAGUAAAUAAACUUUCAAAGACUGCAGAACUUAAAUUUGAGUUUUAUCCUGACAAAUGUAUAUUGCAGGACCUUCAGACUGAAGUAGUAUUAGCAGUUGGUAAAGUGGUUGGGAACUUGUACAUUUUAGACAAAUCUUCAUUUCAUGAUUCAUCAUUACUUGUUUCCUGUAAUAAUCAGAUUGACUUGAAUAAAUCUUCCUCUGAUUUUGCUUCUAAUUCAGUUAAUCUUCCUUUUCAUUCCUCACCUGAAUUGUAUCAUUCUCCUGUUUCUGUUUCUUCAAAUGUUCCUAUUCCUACCAUAAGACACAGUACUAGACAAAGAUUCAAACCAGCAUGGAUGAGUGAUUAUGUAUCUAAUGUGUCAGUUCCUACAAAUUUAUCUACUGCUAUUACAACUUAUGUUACAGCCUAUACACCUAAUUCUUCUGCCCACACACCACCAACAUUUCUUUACACUAAAUCACCUAUAUUCACAAAUGCAUACAUGUCAUUUCUUGCCAUUGUGUCCUCUAUUCCUGAACCUAGUUCAUAUUAUCAAACAAGCAAAAAUGAAAAAUGGAUUGAGGCUGUGAAUAAGGAGUUUCAGAAUCUAGAAUCUAAUCAUACGUACAAAUCAAGGUUGGUAGCAAAGGGGUAUCAUCAGAUUGAAGGGGUAGAUUACUCGGAUAGUUUUUCUCCAAUAGAAAAACUUGUUACAGUGAGGAUCUUCCUGGCUAUAGCUACUGCUAGGAAUUGGGCUUUGCAUCAAUUAGAUAUAAAUAAUGCAUUUUUUACAUGGCUUCUCGCCAAUGGAAUGUUGAGUUUUGUGCUAAACUUCAAGCUUAUGGAUGAUGUUCUUGUUAUUGGGACUCAUGAGUUUGAGAUUAAGAAGGCCAAACAGUUUCUUCAUGACACGUUUACCAUUAAAGACGUGGGGUAUGCUAAAUAUUUUUUAGGCCUUGAAAUUGCAAGGGGUUCUGAUGGAACUUAUGUCAAUCAAAGAAAAUAUGUGUUAGAUAUUUUGCAAUAUGUAGGCCUUCUUGGAGCUAAACCUGUUGUUACACCAUUGCCAAAGGGGCAAAAAUUUUCUUCUACUGGUAGUUACUUGGAUGAACCAGAGAAAUAUCGCAGGUUAGUUAGUAGAUUGUUGUAUCUCAAUCUCACCAGGCCAGACAUAUCUUAUGUUGUCCAACAACUUAGUCAAUAUGUGCACUCUCCUACUCAAGAUCAUUGGCAUCAUGUUCUCAAGUAUCUCAAGGGUACACCUUCCAGAGGUUUGUUUUGCUCAUCUAAUAAUAAUCUGUCCCUUGAAGCCUUUUGUGAUACAGACUGGGCUGCAUGUAAGGAGUCCCGCAAGUCACUCAUUAGUUACUACAUAUAUUUGGGGUCUUCUCUCAUUUCUUGGAAGACUAAGAAACAAUCCACUGUCAGCAGGUCUUCAGCUGCGGCAGAAUAUAGAAGCCUUGCUUCUUCUGUUCGUGAGCUCGAGUGGAUUAGUUAUAUUUUGCAGGAUUUUCAAGUCAGCCCUCCUUUGCCAAUCCCUCUUUGGUGCGAUAACAUGGCAACUUUACAUAUUACUGCCAACCCAGUCUUCCAUGAACGUACAAAGCACCUAGAGAUUGAUUGUCAUCUUGUUCGUGAUAAGUAUAAAGCUAGUUUUGUUUUUCCUAAGCACAUUUCUACUAAAUUGCAGCUUGCAGAUGCUUUUACUAAGAGUCUUGCUGGCCCUCAGUUUCAUUCUAUUGUUUCCAAGUUGGGCUUGGUUGAUUUACAUCAAACUCAAUCUCCAACUUGA